Messenger RNA from Chara braunii, 1259 nucleotides. The record is from the annotation of a GenBank genome assembly. NCBI's taxonomy places the organism in Eukaryota, Viridiplantae, Streptophyta, Charophyceae, Charales, Characeae.
ACCCGUUGACGUUCGCGGACUUCCAAUGGAUGCCCGUUCCCCCGACCGGUCGAUUGCCGAAACCGCAUUGCAAUGUGCUCAUGGCACAAUUGCGGGAUUACUUGCACACUGCAGUACCAACUCCGCUGAUGGACGCCGGAGUAGAGGUUGUCGACCUUCACACGUACAUUGCGAAGAUCGACCGCGAGUUCAAGACACAACGGGACGACGACAUCGACGCACCAUUGUUAUAUGUACGCAUUCAGAUCGGAGAGGCGACCUGCAAUGCUUUGAUCGGUUGCGGAGCAUCUCGCAACUACAUGAGUCAGGACUUUAUGGUACGCGCCGGCCUUGGCCCACGCGUCCGGAGGAAGUCCCAGCCGACGCAAGUCACAUUGGCAGAGAGUCACAUGCACAAGUCAAUCGACCGGUGCAUUGAUGCCGUCCCCGUGUACUUUGCCCCGCAUGCAAGCAAGGCGGUGUCCUUUGAUAUAUUGGACACCAAAUUCGACAUGAUCUUGGGCAUGUCAUGGCUGCGAAGCGUGGAUCACCUGGUGAACUUCUACCACCGCACCGUUCACAUUCGUGAUCGGAACGGAGUACUAGUCCCAUGCACGGUGCCUCUUCCUCAUCCUUCGAUCAGUUGCCACGUGGUGUCCGCAGCAAGCAUGCGAGCUUCCAUCAUCAGAGACGACAUCGAGGAGAUGGGGGUGUGUUUUCUCCACGCCCUCCCUCCCCAUGACGCUUCAUCGACGGACUCAUCUUCGGACCCACGCAUCACCGACCUUUUCGACGCCUACGGCAACGUGUUCGAAGGACCGCACGGAGUAGUACCGGAUCGGCCCAUCCGCCACGAGAUCAUCCUCGAGGACGGGGCUGUACCUCCACGCGGUUGCAUCUACCGAAUGAGCGAGAAAGAGUUAAGUGUGCUACGGGCACAACUCGACGACCUUCUAGAGAAAGGCUGGAUUCGGCCUAGCUCAUCGCCAUACGGUGCUCCUGUUCUCUUCGUCCGGAAGAAGAACAAGGAUUUGCGGUUGUGCAUCGAUUAUCGCAAGCUCAACGCGCAAACGGUUAGAAACGCCAGCCCUCUUCCGCACAUCGACAACCUCCUCGAACGGCUGGGCAGCGCCAAGUUCUUCUCCAAGCUUGACCCUCAAGUCGGGAUAUCACCAACUCGAGAUUCGGCAGGAGGACCGUUACAAAACGGCGUUUAAAACGCGAUAUGGGCAUUUCGAAUGGCUGGUUAUGCUAUUUGGCCUUAUGAAUGCCCCGACCAC